Messenger RNA from Panicum virgatum (switchgrass), 6304 nucleotides. RefSeq lists its product as uncharacterized. The transcript is spliced from 4 exons. Lineage: Eukaryota; Viridiplantae; Streptophyta; Magnoliopsida; Poales; Poaceae. The coding region runs from base 4591 to 5874 and encodes 427 amino acids. The record is from RefSeq and is a predicted model, not a curated record.
UGUUUUCUCUUCUUCCCCAUUUGGGAAUGGGGCUUCUUGGCAGGCUUGAUGAUUUGGAAGAUGUGCUAAUGUAGGAUGAUUGUUUACUAGUGCCUGAAGUUCCAGUUCUUCAUAUCCUUGUUGUUCUCCGACUUGUGAUUCCUUCGUGUUCUUAAUACUGUGCUUAGAAGGCGUCAUUCAGAUCAUCACUAGUCAUAUCAGUACAGUAGGCCCUAAUGCAUUGUCUGCAUUAAUUGUUGCUCCUGAGUUCUUUACCAAGCUCCAAGCUAUUCAUGUGUUGUAAUAACCUUGUUUCUGUUAUAGAAGCUUAUUUAUAAUUCCUGUGACGAAGGCUUAGUGGCCGAUCGCCCGAUCAUCAUGUACUGCACACAGUAUACGAAUUACUACGUCACUUUUGAGUGGGAAUGGUCCCCUUUAGUUGGGGUUAAUUCCUUUGUUGUUUCACAUAUUUACAAUUUCGUCACCCUUUGUAUUUAGAGUAAUUUACAUACUUAUAAGAUUAUUAUAAUAGUAGGAACGCAAAUACUGACACGCUGAAAGUUUUACAAUCCUAUGUUUAUUACUGUUGCCAUCAAAGCAAUACCAUCCAAGUUUCAAAAUCGGAAAGAUGCAAAUAGGAACAAAUUAUAAAAAAAAACCUUGACCUGCGGGGGGUAAGACAGCCCCCGGGCAUUGCAUUUAAGAAGAAGACCUUCUCAUGCAGGUCAAGAAAACCCCCGAACCCCUGCCUCAUCCUUAGACAGCGGCACUGUAGCCCAUGUGAGACGACCACGACCGGGGCCGGGCCUUAGACCUGUGCUUUGGCCAUGGGACAGACGAGAGGAUUUUUUAACCUCAACCUGAAAUUCGCUCCCACGAGGAGUCGAACCCAGGACCUGAGGAGUGCCGCUGGGUUCCUCUAACUAACUCAGCUAGAGGCCCUUUGGCAAUAGUCUGUGAUAUAGGGCUCUGAAUAGUAAAUACCAGCCAUUCUGAUUUGGUUUGAUCUAUUUGUUGUGGGAAAUUACUUCCUCACUUUCUUGGUGUUUAUCACAAACACACUAGUAUUUCUUCUCUGGUGGCACAUCCAUACCACUUUGCCUUCAUGGUUUGGUCACAUAUAUAUAGCUCGUACAGGGCUGCACACCUACCCAUGAUAUCCUCCUAAUUAGUGCAGUCAAUGACCACAUGAUCUGCAUAUUAUUCUCUUUUAAAUACGAGCUAGAAUUUAGCUAGCGCUAAUAGCAAUGAACCUACGCACUUGCUGAACGUGGACACAACUCUCUAAUAACAAGAUUAAUGCUAAGAUUUGUCAUUGUCAAGAAAUCUUAAUUUAUCAGGUUUUGUAGUAUAUACAAAACAAUGAGUUUAUGUGCUAGAGGUUGACCAUCAUUUUUCAAAAGAAAAGAAAAGUUAAUUUAAAGGGGUCCUUUUCAUUAAAUGCUGAACUACAUCGAUCUCAUAAUGCAGAGUUGCCUAUUUAUUGCAUAUUUGUCAACUGUACAGACUGAAAAUCAUGUGCAAAUUUCCAUGUUUUAUUUAUUAAGGAUAACACACGAGUAGACAUCAUUUAAAGAUAACUUUAUAGUGCCUGAAAAUAAUAACAGCUGUCCAUCAGCUCUGAUCUAAUGAUUUCAAAAUGAAAGGUACAUAUUAUGAGGAACCUAAAUUGUUGGCCAGGAUCUAAUUUUAAAAUUAUGUGGAAGGACAUAUUGGUAUUUUCAUGUGAGGCACAUUCAGGCAGGCUGACCAAUCCAAAGAUGCCAACGGGCCCGUUGUUCUUAAUGCCGCCAUCUAUCACCAUGUGCUGCUCGCGAACUCCCGGAAGCAAGGGCUUGUCGUGUUGAGGAACUACGAUAGCACGACCAUGUACAUGGCAGCGCUGCACACCUCUACAUUGAUGGAGUACUUGUGGUGGUACACAUGAAGGAUCUUAAGCAGCUCGAUGGCUGCCUGACGGGACAGGUUGCAGGCCACGAUCAUGCCUGAGCGCCUGAGGAAGUAGGCCACGACCUUGACACCGGAGCCAAUGGGACAUGCCACGGCAGACAAGUACAGCCGUGUCACGCUCGGUUGCAUGGUGACGGGACAGGCUGCGGGCCACGAUCAUGCCUGAGCGCCUUGGGAAGUAGGCCACAACCUCGACACCAGAGGCGAUGGGGCACGCCAUGGGUGAUGAGUACAGCUGUGUCACCCUCGGCUGCAUGGUGGUGGCCAUGACGUUGCUGGAUUUCGCGAAGGGGUCUUGUGUGGCUUUGGGUGAUGGCGCGUCGACCGUCGGUGAUGGAUGGCUAUGGGAUCCUCCAUUUCACUGAACUGGAAGGCAGUGGUGACACCCUGCGCAGUUGUACGCGUGAGCCCCUUAGCAGGUGCAGUGGAAGAGGUAUUUCUUUGAUCCAGUGCAGCGAUGAAUAAAUGGUGACAAAGUAGGGGAAUAAUUACUAUACUACCCUUAUUUGCAAUAAAUUCUCCCUUCCUAAGAUCAACGGCUCAGAAUAAUUACAAUGGGCAAUACAUCUCAAGCACCAUAACAAGAUCAAUCAGAUGCUUUUUGGUUCUGUGAUACUUGGUUGAUUUUCUUCAUGCUUUAGCUAAAUUAAUAUAAGCAAUUAGAUGUUUUAUAAUUCCUUCAUACUUGAUUGAUUUUCUUGAUGCUGUAGCUAUGUACCUUGUAAGUACCUUUUGGUAUGAACCAUUAAAGCAGUUUUAUUUUUGCUUCUGUGCUUUUCUGCAACAUAUAUGUCUUCUUGCUCAAGAGCACCUAGCCACCACCCAUAACUUAUUGUGGUUGUACUGGUCAUUUAUGCUUCAAUCAAAUCUGUGGAAAAGUUAAUUGCUCGAUGAGGCGAAGAAAUGGGAAUGUCUCCAUUGGUUUAUAUCUUUAGGCUGCCACACUGUUAGGCCAUACAGGCUUUUGUGUUUUUCCCUGUUCCGCCAUACAAUUUUGUCUGGCUUCAUUUUUUUUUCAAACGUGCAAGAGAACUGCGCAUCAAUAUAUUAAGAAGAAUAAAUGGGGGUAAAGAGCCCCCAAGAACAAAACUGUUAGAGGAUUGAAGGGUCUGCAAAACACCCUAAAAAAGCACUGUAAACUGAGGCAGGACUAGACCAGAAGACCCAAGACCCAAACAGAACUAGGAUGUAGGAACCAGGGCAUGGAGAUAAGACACUCCUUUAGGCCCUGCUACUGACCACUGGUGUGCUUCUUCCCUAAAAGCCGAGAUGACCCGGAUUAAGUUAGGGAUCCCUCCAUCAAAAACACAGUAAUUACGAUGUUUCCAAAUUAACCACAUACCCAGGAUAAUGAUGGAGUUGAAACCCUUUUUUACUUGACCAGAAAACCUGCCGCCUGCUUUAUCCCACCAGUCCACAAAAACCGGAUCAUCCAUCUGUGGAGCAACAGCUUGCAGCCCAAAGAGAUGCAGAAUGCUAUACCAUGUUUGCCGGGUCAAAACACACGAGACCAGCAGGUAGUCUAUUGUUUCACCAACCUGACCACAGAGAGGACACUUUGGUGGUCUAUUGUCUGGCUUAAGUAUAUUAUUAGUCUGGAAUGACCAAUGAAACUAACUGAGCGUACGCCUUAAAUGUUUUCACUUUUUUUUUCUCGAAUUAAUUUCAUUUGGUUUAAUUUUGUGCGCUUAAAGGAACAAUUGUUGUAGUAUUCGCGACUGUCUCGUCCUCUUUGAUAACUUACUCUUUACUGUUAUGUGGGGCAAACACUAUGUUCGGCGUGCAAUGGUGGCAGGCUAAGCCACGUGUAUCCUAGGUUAGUUACCAGGUUAUUUGGUCAAUCAGAUUUGGUUGUUAGCUUGAUUAGCUCGGAUAGCUUCAGAGAAGGUUUGUUAGCAGAUUUGGUUAGUAGGUCGGUUUGUUAGGCUUGCACAUGAGGCAGCAAUGCUGGGUAUAUAUCCAGCCGUGUAAUCUCUAAACAGCAGGCAAUGAAAGUAUCUUCUUCCUCUCUUUGAUCUACUCAAGCGUAGAGCAGGAGGGACUUGAUCCCUCUCCUCUAUCAUCAUCUACCCGCCUAGGCCCUAGCCAUCACACCUAUCUAUUUGAAAGCGUAAUAGAUUGGUGAUGCUACAGUUAUUGUAAUUUGUAAAUACCAAUAGAAAAAAAUCAUGGAGGAUGUUCCUUAUGACUUCUUGCCUUCUAUUUUUUUCUGGUUUUUCUUCCAUUUUCAUUUAGUGUGUAUUUUGCUCUUUAAAGCUGAGUAAUGAAAGAUGGUAUUUUUUCUUCUUUUAAUGUACAAUAGCCAAAUUGUUCAUGAUAAUAUAGUUUUAUUUGUCCUAUUGUGUACUGUACCAUUUUUCUGCUGAAAAUGCGAAGCUAUUGUUAUUUUCAUUCUCAUUUAGUAUGUAUUGUUGAUUAUAUGAAAACACUAUUUCGAUCUGAUGAGUUCCCAAGCUUUGUAUAAUGGGCUGGAGCUUACAAUACAGACACCAAUAUUGAGGUACAACCAGAAACAACUGCAGUGUAUUAGUACCUCAAAUCGCUAACAAAAUGAUAAUAAUCUUAUCUCAUUCACAUGGUUUCCAUCUCGUAGGCUUGCUAUCAAACCGGUAGCCAAGAACAAAAAGGUUAGCUAGUGGUGCUAUGUAACAAAGUUUUCAUAUGUACAAUAUACUAAAGCUGAAUUUGUGGCCUGCAAUAAGGUGGUCCUCAUUCUCCAUAUAUAUUCAUCUAGAGCAACCACAUGCUCCUCGGCAAGGGAGAAAGACUACAUUUAUGGGGCAUGACCAUAUGUCUCGCAUAAAGAUGCAUAUGGCAGAAGGUUCACUUGUUGACAGGAACCGUUGCCAGCAACCUGGGUGCAACGAGGUUGUCCAUGGAAGGGUACUGUAUUGCAAAAUUCACAGCGGGGGGCUGUCGUGCCAACAAUACAAUCACCUUCAGAGUGCACAGGGAAGUUCUGGUUUAUUGGUGUCUCCUGUUAACGACAGCCAAUUUAAUAGACCUGUUUCCAGUGCAGUGACAUGCACUGAGCAAGAAAUGCACGUCAAGCAUGUAGGGGAUGAUCGCGGUAAACUGAAGGAUAGUUUUGGGAACACUCAGGGUCAGACUACACAGUUGGUCUUUCGUGGGGCAGGCAGGCUUUGUAAGCAUGAAAGCUGCAGCAAGCAGGCGCAGGAGAACUCAAUCUACUGCAAGUUACAUAGUGGUGUUAGCAAGGGCUGCAUGGUACGGGGCUGUGCAAGAGGCGCACAUGGAGGCACACCUUUAUGCAUUGGCCAUGGAGGAGGGAAGCGGUGCAUUAUCCCUGGAUGUCCAAAUGCAGCAUGUGGCCAAGGCCGUAGUGACCGCUGCAUAAGGCAUGGUGGUGGCAAGAGAUGCAAAUUUGAAGGGUGUGCAAAGGGUGCACAAGGGAACACAGAUUACUGUAUCAGGCAUGGUGGGGGAAGGCGGUGCAAAUUCGAAGGAUGUACAAAGAGUGCACAAGGACGGACAGAUUUCUGCAUUAAGCAUGGUGGGGGCAGUCGGUGCAAGUUCCAAGGAUGUGGCACGAGUGCGAAAUGGGGGACAUAUUUCUGUUCAGUACACAGGAAGAGUCUAUUGAGUAGUGAUAAUGCUAUUCCUGAGGCUUUGCCGGCCUCUUCAGAAAAGCGACGCCGAGCCAAGAAACCCAAAAAGGCAGUCAAGCCGUAUGAACCCUCGCAAGAGAGUGUCACCACAGCAGGUAUUGCUGGUAGCAGCACACAGCAGAUGGGUGUUCUUCUCGUAGCUACCCCGGUUACCAACCAUGACAUAUUAACUAAGGGUGUAACAGUGACGGCACGAGCUGCAAUAGCUCCCCCACAGAUAGUAGCGCCGCUAUCCCUGAAAUCACCAACAGCAUCUGGAUCUGUUGCUUCAGUGGAGAGGGAGGCAGGAGCAAGCAGGGCAAUGUUGGGUCUGUAGAAAUAUGGUGGCAGUGCAUAAUUUGGGAAGCUUGCACAAAUAUUGUCAAACUCGUCCUUUGAUUAUUGCUUUCGCCUGAGAAACGUCGAAACUUUAGGAGCUGUUCAUAUUAACAGGUUCUCUACGACAACUGACUCUAGUGAUGUCCUGUGGCUUUACAAUUUGUCCUAUGAAACUCUAGAUGUUCUUGUGUAUGUUCUCUUGUGCCUUGUAGCAUGGAAACCGGUAAGCGGACCAUACGGAACUGUGGACAAUAAGUAAGAAUACUGCAUCAUUGUCUAGUUUGUGUUCGGUGUACUGUACUGUCCGGGUGUAGAGGUUGAUUUCUGCUUAUGUGAUACUAGUAAUGGUGAAAAUGGUACAGAAUACUUUCCGACCCAUCGUCUUCCGGAAUACUAGUAAAUGGAUAAUCCAUAUCCGAAUCUUGCUA